This is a messenger RNA of Galdieria sulphuraria, 1348 nucleotides long. RefSeq names its product coproporphyrinogen III oxidase isoform 1. The record is from RefSeq and is a predicted model, not a curated record. The transcript has 5 exons. The coding region runs from base 19 to 1275 and encodes 418 amino acids. Gene Ontology annotation, molecular function: coproporphyrinogen oxidase activity. NCBI's taxonomy places the organism in Eukaryota, Rhodophyta, Bangiophyceae, Galdieriales, Galdieriaceae. Gene Ontology annotation, biological process: porphyrin-containing compound biosynthetic process.
AAUUGAAAAGAAUUGAAAAUGCACUGGAAUGCUUUUUUAUGCUGUCAACAACAACUAGUUCAGGUUUACCUCUUGAAGAGACCGUUUCAUUGCCCAUUUUGUCACAGAAAAAAACGUUUACCUGUGUAUUCUAAACUUGGAAAAUAUACUAGUCUCAAGUCGUCUUUGAGUCUGGAAAGCUCGGGUGCUCCUUUCUCGGCAGCUGACGUUUUUACCUUCUUGGCUCUAAGGGCACAAGAAUCCAUCUGCAAAGAUACCGCACAAGUCGACGGAUUGGGUAAAUUUUAUAGUUGUGGAGAUGCCAAGGAUGACAGUAGUUUGUCCGACUACAGUAGUAUACAGGGCGGGUCGGAUAGUGACUGGAGCAAAGACGAGAUUCCUUCCUUAUUUAAUUGGUGUCCACCUUCCAAGAGCAUUUGGAGUGACCGAAAAAGUUCACGUAUGCUGGGUGGUAGGAAAUUCUCCAGAGCUUUUGUCGAUGUCUGGAGAGCAUCUCAAAAAGAACGACAUCCACUGAUAGGCAGAAGGUUCUAUCAAGGAAGAAGAAAUGCGCACGUUGUUUGGGUACAAACUCUGAACGUGACCUCGGCAACACCACUUACUGAAAACCUAGACAUUGCCGGAGUUAGUCUCUUUUUAGAACCCAGGAACGUGCAUACACCAAUAUUUCGUGCAGAUUUACGUUACUUUGAGUUAAAUCAUGGAGGCCUUUGGUGGUUUGUUGGUAGCGUCGACUUGAUUAUUUCUGCCUCGAGUUCAACUAGUAUAUUUGCCAAAGAGGCAAAACUUGUUUAUAGUCAUUGGAAACAGUUAUGCGAGAAACACCGCUCCAUCAUUCCUUUCGUUCGCGACCCAUCACAAGAACCCAUUCCCUUUGGAAACCUAUUAGGAGAUUUUGACACGGUUGAACGUGGACGAUCCAGAGCUUUCGCUUUCACGAAUGAUGUCAUGGAUUCCUUGUUAUCUGUCUAUUUGCCGUUGACUCGCAAACAAAGCCCGUCUUUCAAGCAACUGAAGCGAAACAAGAGUAGGAAUCCUCACUUGGGUUUCUUUCAUCUCGAUCCAUCUGCAGAAUCCAGUUAUACUUGGGACACGUAUAGUUUAUCAGGAGGCACAGUUUUGGAAUCUUCUUUUUGUGAAGAAGCACCCUUGGCUAUGUGGCGUUUUAAUCUCUUUCCUCCACCAGGUACAGCUGCUGCAAAAGUUAUUGCAGAACUUCGCUCGGGUAGAAAUAGUUCACAAAUAGAUCCUCUCGGUUAUAUUGGGUGGUUUUAGAGAUUGCUCAUUGUCUUGUGGUAAAAUGAUCCUAUUUCCUUAUGUGGAAAGGGUCAUGGAAAAAUUUCUUUAA